Molecule: messenger RNA, 2528 nt
Organism: Raphanus sativus (radish)
Lineage: Eukaryota; Viridiplantae; Streptophyta; Magnoliopsida; Brassicales; Brassicaceae
Exons: 6
Coding region: 197-2395 (732 amino acids)
Cellular component (GO): endoplasmic reticulum
Molecular function (GO): lipid binding
Source: RefSeq, a predicted model, not a curated record
AUAAAAUAAAAAAAUAUCCUACUGCUGUGUCUUCCCUCUCUCUCUCUCUGUGUUCCCUCUUCAUCUCCAAAAGGUGACAUGAACCACACCGUUACGCUUCUGUUUCUUUUCUUCUUGAUUCCUUCGCAAGCAAUCUUCUCCGCUUUUUCUCGUCUACUAACCUGAAACCGACAAACUUGGUACCUUUCCGGGGAAGAUGGUUUCCUUUGCCUUCGUCGCUGGAUUCUUGCUAGGGAUCCUUUCCCUCUUAGCGGCGGAAGCUGCCGCCUUUCUGUACCUCAUAAACCGAUUGAAUCGGAAGAUAAACCUCCAAGAAUCGAAUACGACUAGCUCUGUUCCUCCAAAGUCUAUUGAUUUCAAUCUCAGCAAACAGGGAGUGAUUUGGAUUCUUGAGUCUGAUGAGAGUUUAAGGGAUUGGAAGAAGGAGAAGAAGAAGAAGAAAGACCUCUUGGAGGUGCAUCCAGUGAGGAAGACUGCUAGUAUCAAAGACCACAAGCUCAUCAUCUCAAACGCAGAUGGCACUCAGACGAUUGUUACUUUGAAAGGUUGCUCCGUUGAGGCUGUUUCAGGGUCUGAACUCCCCACAAGGAAAUGGGCUAAAAGAUAUCCUCUCAAAGUAGAAAGCAAAGGUCCAGACUUGUACAAGAAGGGAAACAAGGUGUUUUACAUCUUCCUCGAGACAUCUUGGGAGAAGGAGUCAUGGUGUAAGGCUCUUCGUCUCGCUGCUUGCAAUGAUCAAGAAAGAGCCACCUGGCCUACCAAGUUGAAACACGAUUUCCAGAACUACGUAGCUUCCCUUGAUGUUGCGUAUCCUUCUUCUUUUACAAAACAACCAUCACCAGGUGGGUUUGAGUUGGAGUCAUUGGACAACAACAACAAGGGAGGGGUUAAAAUAGAUGGUCCUGGACCUUCAUCGAGAGUUCGUUUGUUCUUGAAGAAAUUCUCGAGAAAGAAAGUUCAAGACAAGAAGACUUCUUCAUCAGGUAGCUCUGGAAGAAGCACCCCAGCGAGAAAGAUUCCUGAGGAAACUGAUGUGCAAGAUUUCUCACGUUCUUGGAGCCGUGGCAGCAGUCAUGUCUCUGAUGUAGACUCGGAGGACAAGUUCUUUGUUGCUGAUGAAGGAACUUUGGUCUGCAACUUGCUCAUCUCUCGGCUGUUUUUUGAUGUUAAACUGAACACAGGGAUAAAGCAUGUAGUCCACGAACGUAUCCAGCGUGUGUUGUCCAACAUGAGACUUCCCAGCUACAUAGGUGAUUUAGUCUGCCGUGAUGUGAAGAUUGGGAAUCUCCCGCCUUGUAUACAUGGUGCAAGGGUUCUUCCAGUGGAGAUGGAUGGUGGUGUGUGGGCGUUUGAACUAGAUGUUGAGUACAGUGGUGAUGCGGGUCUAGUAGUUGAGACACGUGUUGAUGCCAGAGCGGAAGAUCUGCAGAAAGGGAUAAAACUGCAGCCAAGUUCUUCUGGGGAUGUUCCCAUAGAUCUCCUUGAAGGCCUUGCAGAGUUUGAAAAGCAGUUAAGUGUUGAUGAUGCUCAAGAUGUGAAAACUGGAGAUGAAUCUAAGGGAUCAAAAGCAGCUCCAAACAAUGGAUCUAAGUGGAAGUCUAUUCUGAAGAACAUAGCUGAGCAAGUCUCUCAGGUUCCAAUUAAUUUGUCAAUAGGAGUCUCCUCCCUUAGAGGGACACUGCGUGUACACAUGAAGCCGCCUCCAUCUGAUCAACUAUGGAUUAGCUUCACAACCAUGCCUGAUAUUCAUUUCGACCUUGUCUCAUCUGUUGGUGACCACAAAAUCACAAACAGCCAUGUUGCUACCUUCUUGAUCAACCGGUUUAAGAACGGGAUAAGAGAUGUGAUGGUGCUUCCCAACUGCGAAAACAUAACCAUUCCGUGGAUGAUAGCUGAAAAGGAUGAUUGGGUUCAACGCAGUGUUGCGCCGUUCAUGUGGCUGAAUCAAGAUGAUCAUGAAAGCUUAGAAGCUAAAUCUAAAGCUGACAAGCCGCCGAGUUCUGAACUAGCGAAUAAAACUACUACCAACGUUCCCAAGAAGCCAAGAACUGAGGAAGUACCUGUAGCUGCUCCAUCAGCAGCUAACGCUGCAGCUCCUUUGGUAGAAAGUGACAGAUUAAUGGAGGAACACAAGACUCCGCUGCUGGAAACAAGCGAAAAGCAGGAUACUAUAGCACGAGAAGGCGACGAAGAGGAGGCUACUCCGGUUAGUGUCGGGUCAUCAUCGAGGUCUAUUUUGUCAAGUGAAGAGGAGGAUGAUUCCAAGGGAAAGAAAAUGGGAAGAAAAGAGAGGAUGUUUGAUUUUAGGAAGAAGGUUGGAGAGAAGUUUGAAGAGAAGAAGCGUCAUGUGGAGGAAAGAAGUAAACAGAUUGUUGAUAAGAUGAGAGGACCUUGACUUGACACAAGUGUUCAGAACAAGAAGCUUCUUUAUUAGAUUUAGCCUAGAAUACUGUUUACUUGUAUACCAAAAGAACUCAAUUGUAAAAUCUUUCUUUAUUCUUAAUAUUACAACAAACAAAAGUGUAGAA